AUGGAUUCUGAUAAAUUGAACGACAUAUUCGGUUCAGAUCCUACCAGAAGAAACUGUACGAUAUUCCAUUCGAUUGCUGACUCUGACUGUGACGAUAUUCUUGAUAGAAUAUUUAACAAUUCUGAAGAUAAAGCUUUUCAGCACAUACUAAAACUCAAGAAUAACGACGGAAAAACGUGUCUCCAUAAAGUCGUAAGAUCCCGAAGUGGAAGUGAUGCUGACGAGAUGAUAUCGUUGAUGAAAGCUAUGGGAGCAGACUUGAAUGCCCAGGAUAAUGCAGGAGACACUGUUUUGCAUAAAGCAGUGAAAAAGCGGGACCACGAGCUGGUAAAAGGAUUAGUAGAGAUGUGCGCCGAUAAAAGCAUUAAUAAUAAUGAUGGAUUGACGGCUUAUCAAAUUGCAGAGCAAAUCAAUGAAGAAGAAAUAAUGAAGAUACUUUUAAUUAAAGAAGAUAAUAGUUAUGAGCGUUCAGUGAGCCCGUCUGUUCCGAUAAGCUAA
This is a messenger RNA of Cydia pomonella (codling moth), 498 nucleotides long. RefSeq names its product putative ankyrin repeat protein RF_0381. The transcript has a single exon. Bases 1 to 498 code for a protein of 165 amino acids. The record is from RefSeq and is a predicted model, not a curated record. Gene Ontology annotation, molecular function: transcription regulator activity; protein binding. NCBI's taxonomy places the organism in Eukaryota, Metazoa, Arthropoda, Insecta, Lepidoptera, Tortricidae. Gene Ontology annotation, cellular component: SBF transcription complex; MBF transcription complex.